UGUGGGAGUAUAAAUAUCCAGUCUAUUAAUAGAGGUGUUCAUCAACAAAUCAUUCCGUCCUUCAAUUUUCUGAUUCUUGUUUAAACAGUAGUCUAAGGCGUAGCUGACACCGGAUAUGGAAACCAAAAUGCAUCAAGAAGAAGAGAAGUCCAACAAUCAUGCAGUGGCUGCUCCUCUUCUCACCCCUUACAAAAUGGGAAAGUUCAAUCUUUCUCAUAGAAUAGUACUGGCACCAUUGACUAGACAGAGAUCAUAUAACAAUGUUCCCCAGCCGCAUGCAAUCUUGUAUUAUUCUCAGAGAACCACCGAAGGAGGUCUUCUCAUAGCUGAAGCUACCGGAGUUUCUGACACAGCUCAAGGGUAUCCAAAUACUCCUGGUAUUUGGACUAAAGAGCAAGUUGAGGCAUGGAAACCCAUUGUAGAUGCUGUUCAUGCCAAAGGUGGCAUAUUCUUUUGUCAACUUUGGCAUGUUGGAAGGGUUUCAAAUCGAGAUUUCCAGCCAAAUGGGCAAGCUCCAAUCUCAUGCACAGACAAGCCACUAGCCCCUCAAAUUCGAGCUAAUGGAAUUGAUGCUGUAGAUUUCACCACUCCAAGGCGACUAAGAACAGAUGAAAUUCCUCAUGUUGUCAAUGACUUUAGAAUUGCUGCAAGGAAUGCUAUGGAAGCUGGUUUUGAUGGAGUUGAGAUCCAUGGGGCUCAUGGUUACUUAAUUGACCAGUUCAUGAAGGAUCAAGUUAACGAUCGAACCGACCAAUAUGGUGGAUCUCUAGAGAACCGCUGCCGAUUUGCCUUAGAAGUGGUUGGAGCUGUAGUCGAUGAGAUAGGAGCUGAUAGAGUUGGAAUAAGACUGUCUCCCUAUGCAAAUUACGGACAAGCAGGAGACUCAAAUCCAGGAGCUUUGGGUCUGUAUAUGGUUGAAUCCUUGAAUAAAUAUGGGAUUCUCUUCUGCCAUAUGGUUGAGCCAAGAAUGAAGACGGUGGGGGAAAGAGUUGAAUCCCCGCACAGUCUUCUACCCAUGAGAAAGGCUUUCAAUGGCACUUUCAUUGUUGCUGGAGGCUAUGAUAGGGAAGAAGGAAACAAAGCUGUUGCAGAGAACUAUUCAGAUCUUGUUGCUUAUGGCCGUGUGUUCUUGGCCAAUCCAGAUUUGCCGAGAAGAUUUGAGCUUGAUGCACCACUAAACAAGUACGAUCGCGGCACAUUCUAUACAACAGAUCCUGUCAUUGGUUAUACUGAUUAUCCCUUUCUUGAAUCCACUGCUUAAUUCUCUCGCAGAUUAGAAUUGGAUCUUAAAUUGCUCAAUCAUUACAAAAUUUGAUAUUUGCAUUAUAUUUAAGCUGCUUGACUGCUUUACAAUAACAAUUAUAUUUAAGCUCCUUGGUGAAAUCUAAGGACAUUUGUCA
Populus trichocarpa (black cottonwood) is the source of this 1400-nucleotide messenger RNA. Its product is annotated as putative 12-oxophytodienoate reductase 11. The coding region runs from base 116 to 1261 and encodes 381 amino acids. The transcript has 5 exons. Gene Ontology annotation, molecular function: oxidoreductase activity; FMN binding. The record is from RefSeq and is a predicted model, not a curated record. Lineage: Eukaryota; Viridiplantae; Streptophyta; Magnoliopsida; Malpighiales; Salicaceae.